CUCACUUCACACACUUCCUUCUCCAUUUCCGCCUCUUCGUUUUUCUGCUGUGGUAACUGUUUCUUGAAAAGAAUGGGGAAGAUGAGAGAGAAUGUGGAGGAGGGUGAUAAUAAGAAGAAGAAAAGAAAGGGAAGAAUUGCUUGUUGUGAAAAAGAUGGAGUCAGAAGAGGAGCUUGGACCAAUGAAGAAGACAAGAUUCUUGUUGAUUUCAUCUCUCUUCAUGGCCACGGCACUUGGCGAAAUCUCCCUCAACUCGCCGGUCUCCUUCGGUGUGGAAAGAGCUGCCGUCUACGCUGGAAUAACUAUCUCCGACCGGACAUUAAGCGGGGCCCGUUUUCACCCGAUGAGGAGAACACAAUCACUCGUCUUCAAUCCACCCUCGGUAACAAAUGGGCUGCAAUAGCCUCCCAUUUACCCGGAAGAACGGACAACGACAUCAAGAAUUUCUGGAACUCCCAUCUCAGGAAAUCGCUCGCCCACGCAUCGUCUAAGUCGGGCGGCGACACGUCUCUGUCACAGCCCUGUCACUCUAGCACCACCACCACCCCACCGCUCUUUCUCCAAACGCCACCUGGCGGCAGUACUACUACUACUACUAACCACCCCGGAGGCGAUUACUUCAUACGCCUCUGGAAUUCGGAAAUCGGAGAAUCGUUUCGAGACGGAGCAACUGUAUUGUCCCACAGUCACAGUCCGGCAUCACAAGCGUCGAAUGUGGGACUCUUGAGCUGUAAGAAGGAACUGGGGGAUGACGACGACGUGGCGGCUUGUUAUUCGUCGAAAUCGUACGAGGAGUUGGAUGAUUCGUCGGAAGCGAUGCUGAAGCUGCUGCUCGACUUUCCGGUGGGUGGGGACGAUAUGGAGUUCCUUCAGGGUCCCGUCGGCGAUGCCUUGAAUUCUUCACAUAGUUGACAAAAGCUCACUUUCUUGAUUCUCGUGUUAUAAUUAGCUGCUUUUAGUGGUAGGUAAUUAGUUCAGUGUGCAUAGCAGUUGGGGGAGGAAAACCUAAUUUUAUUGCUUUCUUAAUCCAUAUAAUACAUUAGAAAAGCUACUAA
Messenger RNA from Erythranthe guttata (spotted monkey flower), 1055 nucleotides. RefSeq names its product transcription factor MYB17. The record is from RefSeq and is a predicted model, not a curated record. NCBI's taxonomy places the organism in Eukaryota, Viridiplantae, Streptophyta, Magnoliopsida, Lamiales, Phrymaceae.